This is a messenger RNA of Babjeviella inositovora NRRL Y-12698, 1144 nucleotides long. RefSeq names its product ubiquitin-specific protease. Bases 88 to 807 code for a protein of 239 amino acids. Gene Ontology annotation, biological process: protein deubiquitination; ubiquitin-dependent protein catabolic process. Gene Ontology annotation, cellular component: cytoplasm. The record is from RefSeq and is a predicted model, not a curated record. Gene Ontology annotation, molecular function: cysteine-type deubiquitinase activity. Lineage: Eukaryota; Fungi; Ascomycota; Pichiomycetes; Serinales. The transcript has a single exon.
AUCGUAGCAAAAACUUGUUGCUCAUUACUAGAACACAUAACUGUUUGUAUCCACUUAUACCAUAUAAAAAUCGACAUCUCCUUAUCUAUGCCCAAAUCUGUUGUUCCCAUCGAAUCCAACCCGGAGAUCUUCACGGCGUUGGCGCACAAGCUCGGGGUCUCGCCCUUACUCGAAUUCCAUGACGUCUUUUCGAUCUCAGAGUCUGAUCUUUUGGCGAUGAUUCCAAACCCAGCCUACGCACUCGUGCUUCUUUUCCCGUUGACCGUCGAUUACGAGGCCCAGCGCAAGGAGCAAGACGCCCAGCGCCCCACAUAUGCCAACGAAAACCUCUCGGUGCGGUGGGUCAAACAGACCAUUAAAAACGGCUGUGGCUUCUACGCAUUGCUCCACGCCGCCCUUAACCUCCCAGAUUCGUUAGUGCUUUACAACUCCCAGGUCCAGAGCUUGAAGAAGGCGAGCGUCAGUGGCCGCGGCCCGUUAUCGGUGGCGGAGGUUUCCGAGUUGGUGGAACGCAUGGAAUCCAAGGCGUAUGACGAUCUGGCUCAGCAGGGAAGUACUGCGGCCCCCGAUGCGGACGAAGACGUUCUGUUUCACUUUCUGUGCUUCGUAAAGGGCCGCGAUGGCCACAUUUAUGAGUUAGACGGACGGAGAAACGGACCGGUCGAUUUGGGCGAAUUUGAGGGCGAAUCUGCCGAUAUUGUUAGUCAGGAAAAGGUCAGAGGCAAGAUCCAGUAUUAUAUGGAUAAUGCGGACGAGGCAAACAAGCACAACUUUUCCAUCAUGGCCUUGGCUCCGGGAUACGACUAGCAUAACCCCCUACAAUAUUUUAGUGGAUAGUUUAGCUUAUGUGAUGCAUAUCCCUUUGUUCAUGGCUUUUGGAUACUAGAAUGUGUUCUGAUAAUACUUCUUAACAAGUAGGUUGUCAGCUGUGCUGUAAAUAUUCAUUUUCUGUAAUAUCGAUAUUUGUUCCAUUAAGCCUCAGCAAGAAAGUUUCAAGGUACCAUUGUGGGGUUAAACCGUUUCUUUUUGCUGAAUAGAUAUCAAUGUGCAAGUGAGAGUUGUGUUAAUGUCUUUGUGCUUUGGCCCCCACUUUUUUUUGGACCGAGAUUGUGGUUUCCUCGUGACUACUUAAUCGUUGCUUCAU